Messenger RNA from Trichomycterus rosablanca, 10125 nucleotides. RefSeq names its product filamin A, alpha (actin binding protein 280) (gene flna). The record is from RefSeq and is a predicted model, not a curated record. Gene Ontology annotation, molecular function: actin filament binding. NCBI's taxonomy places the organism in Eukaryota, Metazoa, Chordata, Actinopteri, Siluriformes, Trichomycteridae. The transcript has 47 exons. Bases 258 to 7913 code for a protein of 2551 amino acids. Gene Ontology annotation, biological process: actin cytoskeleton organization.
CGGAGAUAGAAAAGAACGAGCGGUGUCAGGCGCGUUCUUUCUGGAGUUCAGUACCGAGCUCGCGCUUUUCCCCUGAGGGAGACUCGAACACUCCGGUACGGAGUCACUCAGAUAAAAGGUGCAUGUACUUUUCUCCUCAGUGCAGGAUAGAAAACACUCGUGGAAAACAAGCCAAAACAUUUAAAAAACCGCUACAUUAGUGCUUCCCUCAAGACUCCACCCUACUCCAGCGAGCCUGUAGAACAGAGAGCAUAAGAAUGAGUCAACACCCCCGCCUGCACCAGUCGAGCGCUGCUGCCUCAGCCGCAUCCAACGCCAGCCCAGACAAGGACGCCGACAUGCCCGCUACUGAGAAAGACCUGGCCGAGGACGCGCCAUGGAAGAAGAUCCAGCAGAACACCUUCACCCGAUGGUGCAACGAACAUCUGAAGUGCGUGAACAAGCGCAUCGCCAACCUGCAGACGGACCUGAGCGACGGUUUGCGCCUGAUCGGGCUGCUCGAGGUGCUCAGCCAGAAGAAGAUGUUCCGCAAGUACAACCAGCGUCCAACCUUCAGGCAGAUGCAGCUGGAGAACGUCUCCGUGGCGCUGGAGUUCCUCGACAGGGAGAACAUUAAGCUCGUCUCUAUAGACAGUAAAGCCAUAGUCGAUGGGAAUCUAAAGCUCAUCCUGGGGCUGAUAUGGACUCUUAUCCUGCACUACUCCAUCUCCAUGCCCAUGUGGGACGAGGAGGAGGACACAGACGCCAAGCAGAAAACGCCCAAGCAGAGGCUCCUGGGCUGGAUCCAGAACAAGCUGCCAGAGCUGCCGAUUACCAACUUCAGCCGAGACUGGCAGUCCGGCAAAGCCCUGGGAGCUCUAGUGGACAGUUGUGCACCAGGUCUGUGUCCGGACUGGGAUUCCUGGGAUCAGACAAAGCCUGUGGAUAAUGCCCGGGAGGCUAUGCAGCAGGCUGAUGAGUGGCUGGGCGUUCCUCAGGUGAUCACUCCAGAGGAAAUCGUUGAUCCCAAUGUGGAUGAGCACUCAGUCAUGACAUAUCUGUCACAGUUCCCUAAGGCCAAGCUGAAGCCCGGUGCCCCUCUGCGUCCUAAACUCAACCCCAAAAAGGCUCGAGCAUAUGGACCAGGCAUUGAGCCCACUGGUAAUGUGGUGAUGAAGAAAGCAGUGUUCACUGUGGAGACCAUCAGCGCAGGCCAGGGGGAGGUGCUCGUCUAUGUAGAAGACCCAGCUGGCCAUCGUGAGGAGGCCAAAGUUACCCCGAACAACGACAAGAACCGCACUUAUUCUGUAUUCUACAUUCCCAAAGUCACCGGUCUACAUAAGGUAACAGUGCUGUUUGCUGGACUGCACAUCUCAAAGAGCCCAUUUGAGGUGGAUGUUGGGAUGGCUCAGGGAGAUUCCAGUAAGGUCACUGCUCAGGGCCCAGGGCUUGAACCUGUGGGCAACAUCGCCAACAAGACCACUUACUUUGACGUCUACACUGCUGGUGCUGGGUUGGGAGAAGUUGAGGUGGUCAUCGUUGACCCAAGUGGCAAGAAAGACACGGUGGAGUGCAGCAUCGAGGAUAAAGGCAACAGCAGCUACCGAUGCACUUACAAACCCACUCAGGAGGGACAGCACACCAUCUACAUAACUUUUGCUGGGGGCCAGAUCUCAAAGAGCCCUUACACAGUCACUGUGGGAGAGGCCUGUAAUCCUAGUCUCUGCAAAGCCAAAGGGCGUGGUCUGCAGCCCAAAGGCCUGCGGCUCAAGGAGACGGCAGAAUUUAAGGUCUACACCAAAGGAGCUGGCACUGGAGACCUGAAGGUCACCAUCAAAGGGCCUAAGGGCCUAGAGGAGCCAUGUAAGAAGAAGGAUUUGGGAGAUGGGGUGUAUAGUUUUGAAUAUUACCCCACCUCACCUGGAAACUACAUCAUUACAAUUACAUGGGGUGGCCAGCACAUUCCACGCAGCCCAUUCGAGGUGAAGGUGAGCAGCGAGGCUGGGCCACAGCAGGUGCGGGCAUGGGGCCCUGGCUUGGAAGGCGGUGUUGUGGGCAAGUCAGCCGACUUUGUGGUUGAAGCAGUCGGAGAUGAUGUUGGCACUUUGGGUUUCUCUGUGGAGGGCCCAUCCCCAGCUAAGAUCGAGUGCGACGACAAGGGCGACGGCUCCUGCAAUGUGCGCUACUGGCCCACAGAGCCCGGUGAGUAUGCGGUGCACGUGCUUUGUAAGAACGAGGACAUCCAGCACAGCCCCUUCAUGGCUGAGAUCAUUCAAGCACCGGGCAAGGACUUCCACCCUGACAAGGUAAAGGCAUAUGGACCAGGUCUUGAAAGUGCUGGCUUGGCUGUUGGUAAACCAGCGGAGUUCACAGUGGAUGCUAAACUGGGUGGCAAGGCACCUCUCAAGAUUCAGGCCCAGGACCGAGACGGAAACCCAGUGGAUGUGCAGGUUAAGGAUAACGGUAAUGGGACAUACAGCUGCAGCUAUACCCCCCGCAAACCCAUCAAACACACGGUCAUGGUGUCCUGGGGUGGAGUUAACAUCCCUGAUAGCCCCUUCAGGAUGAACAUUGGAGCUGGAUGCCAUCCUAAUAAGGUUAAAGUGUCUGGACCUGGUGUUGCCAAGACUGGCCUGAAGGCGUACGAGCCCACAUACUUUACUGUGGACUGUGCUGAGGCUGGCCAGGGUGACAUCAGCAUCGGUAUCAAGUGUGCACCAGGAGUGGUGGGACCAGCCGAGUCUGACAUCGACUUUGACAUCAUCAGAAAUGAUAAUGACACCUUUACUGUUAAAUACACUCCUCCAGGAGCUGGCAGCUACACCAUCAUGGUUCUGUUUGCUAAUCAGCCUAUUCCUCUGACUCCGAUCAGAAUUAAAGUGGAUCCCUCUCAUGAUGCUAGCAAAGUUAAAGCAGAGGGACCUGGUCUCAGUCGCACAGGUGUAGAAUUAAACAAACCAACUCACUUCACUGUGAGUACUAAGGGAGCAGGCAAAGCCAAGCUGGAUGCCCAGUUCACUGGCCCCAACAAAGGAGACGCAGUUCGUGACUUUGAUAUCAUCGAUAACCACGACAGCACAUACGCAGUCAAAUACACCCCAGUACAACAGGGUAAUUUGGGUGUAAAUGUGACCUAUGGCGGUGACUCCAUUCCCAAGACUCCUUUCGCUGUGCCUGUUGCACCUUCCUUGGAUCUGAGCAAGAUUAGGGUUGCAGGCCUUGGAGACCAAAUGACUGUUGGGAAAGACCAAGAGAUUACAGUCAAAUCAAAGGGUGCAGGCGGUCAAGGUAAGGUUGGAGCAAAGGUGACUGGACCAGGAAAUAAAUCGGUGCCCUGUAAGGUGGAACCAGGUCUGAGCCCAGAGACCAGCCAAGUCCGCUUCAUUCCCAGAGACAAGGGACCUUAUGAAGUGGAAUUGACUUACGAUGGAGCUCCCAUCCCUGGAAGUCCAUUCCCUGUGGAGGCUGUGGCUCCCACUGAUCCAUCCAAGGUUCGUUGCUCUGGUCCAGGACUGGAACGAGCUAAAGUUGGUGAACCCGGCCAGUUUUUUGUUGACUGCACAAACGCUGGUCCUGCCGAGUUGACCAUUGAGAUCAUUUCUGAUAAUGGAACUGAAGCAGAGGUGCGCAUCCAAGAUAAUGGAGAUGGAACCUACACCAUCACCUACAUCCCUCUGUACCCUGGAGCUUACACCCUGACCAUCCGUUACGGUGGCCAAGAUGUGCCUAACUUCCCUUCAAAACUCAUAGUGGAGCCAGCUGUUGAAACCAAGGGGGUAAAAGUGUUUGGACCUGGAGUUGAAGGCAAAGGAGUUUUCAGAGAGGCUACCACAGAUUUCACCGUUGAUGCUCGUGCCAUCACCAAAACUGGAGGCAAUCACAUCAAGACCUGCAUCAACAACCCAUCCGGUAACUGCACUGAGGCCCUUAUCAGAGAUUUGGGAGAUGGCACCUACAAAGUGGAGUACACUCCCUAUGAAGAGGGUCCUCACAGUGUGGAGGUUUGCUAUGAUAGUGCCCCAGUUCCUAACAGUCCGUUCCGUGUGCCUGUGACCGAGGGUUGUGAUCCGGCACGUGUGCGAGUGCAUGGCCCUGGCCUGCAGGCUGGCAUCACCAACAAACCCAACAAAUUCACUGUAGAGACACGUGGAGCUGGUACAGGAGGGUUGGGCUUGGCUGUGGAGGGACCCUCAGAGGCAAAGAUGUCCUGCACUGAUAACAAAGAUGGCAGCUGCUCUGUAGAGUACAUCCCAUAUGAGCCAGGGACUUACAGUCUUAAUGUUACAUACGGAGGCCAACCUGUCACUGGAAGCCCCUUUUCCGUUCCUGUUCAUGAUACUGUCGAUCCCACCAAGGUUAAAUGCCAAGGUCAGGGUCUUGGCACCAACGUGCGGGCCAAUAUCCCACAAGUCUUUACUGUGGAUGCCAGCAAGGCUGGAGUGGCUCCUCUGCAAGUCAGAGUGCAGGGACCUAAAGGUGUUGUGGAGCCAGUUGAGGUGGUAGAUAAUGGAGAUCAGACUCACUCUGUAAGCUAUGUGCCAACCAAAGAGGGACCAUACUCCAUUAACGUGCUGUAUGCUGAUGAGGAGAUUCCACGCAGUCCUUUCAAACUGAAGGUUCUGCCUACACACGAUGCUAGCAAGGUGCGUGCAAGUGGUCCUGGUCUUAAUACCACCGGUGUGCCUGCCAGUCUACCAGUGGAGUUUACCAUUGAUGCCAAGGAUGCAGGAGAAGGACUAUUAGCUGUCCAGAUUACUGACCCAGAAGGAAAGCCCAAAAAAGCCAACAUUCGAGAUAACCAGGAUGGUACAUAUCUGGUGUCAUAUGUGCCAGAUAUGACUGGGCGCUACACCAUUCUUAUUAAGUAUGGUGGAGAUGAGAUCCCGUAUUCUCCUUACCGCAUUCGCGCUGUUCCUACAGGGGAUGCCAGCAAGUGCACAGUCACAGUGUCAAUUGGAGGUCACGGUUUGGGUGCUGGAGUCGGUCCCACCAUUCAGAUUGGGGAGCAGACGGUCAUCACUGUGGAUGCAAAGGCUGCUGGAAAGGGAAAGGUGACCUGCACAGUAUGCACUCCAGACGGUGCCGAGGUGGAUGUGGACGUGGUUGAGAACGAGGACGGAACCUUCGACAUCUUUUACACAGCACCUCAGCCUGGGAAGUAUGUUAUCUGUGUGCGCUUUGGAGGUGAACACAUUCCCAACAGCCCCUUCCAGGUUAUGGCUUUGGAAGGUGCCUCCCCUGACCAACUUAUGCAGCAGACGCAGGUCCCGCAGUACGCCUACGCGCCCAACAGGGGCCAGCCAUGGGCUACAGACAGGGCUAUGGGCAUGAACGGACUGGACGUGGCUGGACUAAGGCCCUUCGACCUGGUCAUUCCAUUUACCAUUCAGAAAGGACAGAUAACAGGUGAAGUGAGAAUGCCAUCUGGAAAAGUGGCUAGGCCUGACAUUGCAGAUAACAAAGACGGCACAGUUACGGUCAAAUAUGCUCCUACUGAGGCGGGACUACACGAGAUGGACAUCAAAUAUGAUGGAAUACACAUUCCAGGAAGUCCUCUGCAGUUCUAUGUGGAUUAUGUCAACAGUGGUCAUGUGACUGCCUACGGUCCUGGUCUGAUUCAUGGCACAGUUAACAAGCCUGCCGUGUUCACGGUCAACACCAAGGAUGCUGGAGAAGGUGGUCUCUCUUUAGCCAUUGAGGGGCCCUCAAAGGCAGACAUCAGCUGCACUGACAACCAAGAUGGCACGUGCACAGUGUCUUACCUCCCUGUUUUUCCUGGAGACUACAACAUCCUCGUCAAGUACAAUGACAAGCACAUCCCUGGCAGCCCCUUUGUGGCAAAGAUCACAGGUGAUGACUCCAUGCGUAUGUCCCAUUUGAAGGUGGGUUCUGCUGCUGACAUCCCACUGGACAUCGGAGAACUGGACCUAAGUCAGCUGACAGCCUCUCUCACCACUCCCUCUGGUCGCGAGGAGCCAUGCCUGCUCAAGAUGCUCCGUAAUGGUCACGUAGGUGUCUCAUUCGUACCUAAAGAGAUUGGCGAGCACCUUGUCAACAUCAAGAAAAAUGGUCGGCAUAUUCCCAGCAGCCCUAUUUCUGUCAUGAUCAAGCAGUCUGAGAUUGCUGACGCCAGUCGGGUACGCGUGUCUGGCCAGGGUCUGAGUGAAGCCCGCACAUUUGAGCCUGCUGAAUUCAUCAUUGAUACCAGAGAUGCAGGAUAUGGAGGUCUUAGCCUGUCCAUUGAAGGACCUAGUAAGGUGGACAUCAACACUGAAGAUCAAGAAGAUGGAACCUGCAAGAUCACUUACUGCCCCACUGAGCCUGGAAAUUACAUAAUCAAUAUCAAGUUUGCUGACCAACAUGUUCCAGGCAGUGCUUUUACAGUGAAGGUGACUGGAGAGGGCAGGAUGAAGGAGAGCAUCACUCGCAAGAGAACGGCUGCAUCUGUUGCCAACGUUGGCAGCCAGUGUGACUUGAGUCUCAAAAUCCCUGAGAUCAGCAUUGCUGAUAUGACAGCCCAGGUGACCAGUCCGUCUGGAAAGGUACACAAGGCUGAAAUCAUGGAGGGAGAUAACAAUACAUACUGCAUUCGCUUCAUUCCAACUGAGAUGGGCGUUCACACAGUCAGUGUGAAGUACCAGGGCCAGCAUGUUCCAGGAUCACCAUUCCAGUUCACUGUAGGGCCACUUGGAGAAGGUGGGGCUCACAAGGUGCGUGCCGGAGGUCCUGGACUGGAGAGAGCCGAGGCUGGUGUUCCAGCUGAGUUUAGCAUAUGGACUCGUGAGGCUGGAGCUGGAGGUCUGUCCAUUGCUGUGGAGGGACCCAGCAAGGCAGAGAUCGCCUUUGAGGACCGUAAGGAUGGAUCAAGCGGCGUCUCCUACAUUGUUCAGGAGCCUGGAGACUAUGAAGUGUCAAUCAAGUUCAACGACGAGCACAUCCCGGACAGUCCUUUUGUGGUGCCCAUUUCCGCACCGCCCUCUGAUGAUGCCCGCCGUCUUACUGUUGCCAGUCUUCAGGAGUCCGGCCUAAAGGUGAACCAGCCAGCUUCAUUUGCUGUGAGUCUGAAUGGUGCGAAGGGUGUCAUUGAUGCUAAAGUUCACAGCCCAUCCGGUGCCCUGGAGGAAUGCUGUGUCACAGAGAUUGAUGAAGAUAAGUAUGCAGUAAGGUUCAUUCCCAGAGAGAAUGGCCUUUAUCUUAUUGAUGUAAAAUUCAACGGAUCUCACAUCCCCGGAAGCCCCUUCAAGAUUCGUGUGGGAGAGACCGGCCAGGCUGGGGACCCAGGCAUGGUGUCCGCCUAUGGGGCUGGAUUAGAGGGAGGCACCACCGGAUCGCCAUGUGAAUUUAUUGUGAAUACAAGCACAGCUGGUCCUGGAGCACUGGCUGUAACUAUUGAUGGACCAUCCAAAGUUAAAAUGGACUGUCAGGAAUGCCCAGAAGGGUACAAGGUCACCUAUACACCAAUGGCACCUGGAAACUAUCUAAUCUCUAUUAAAUAUGGUGGGCCAUAUCAUAUUGUUGGCAGCCCCUUUAAAGCUAAGAUUACUGGAUCUCGGUUGGUCACUAGCCACAGCAUGCAUGAGACCUCGUCAGUGUUGGUUGACCCUGUGACUCGCAGCAUGUCCUCCAGCCACCAGGCAGCACCAGGCUGGGCAAGUUCUGAUGCUAGCCGUGUGGCUGCCAAGGGCACUGGUCUUACAAAGGGCUUCGUCGGACAGAAAAACAACUUCACCGUGGACUGCAGCAAAGCAGGAAGAAACAUGCUUCUGGUGGGCGUGGAUGGACCUAAAGUACCUUGUGAAGAGAUCCUGGUGAAACACUUGGGCAACCGUGUCUACAAUGUGUCCUAUCAGCUUAAAGAGAAGGGUGAAUACAUCCUGGUUGUGAAAUGGGGAGAUGAGCACAUUCCUGGGAGCCCAUACCACAUCACUGUGUAAUGCCAAUACCCUGGUCAAACGUAGCCAUCAACCAAAACCAAGCACCUGCAAACCAAAAAUACAUACACACUGAAAUAUUUACUUUCCGUCCCAUUUACUUCUGCUUUUAGUUGUACUUCUUUCAUUUGUCUGAAACCAUUUUUGCUUCAUUCAGCACAGUACUGUUUAAGCAGGUGCUGGUCAUGGUGGCUCUCACAUUCUCAUAAGUUUACACCAGUGUGUGUUAUUGAUUGGCUCUACUGCAAUGUAGCUGCAACAGUGUGUUUGCCUGCUUUUGCUAAACACUUGCUAGUAGCAGAUGUGUUUAGUGUUGCAUCCUAUAAAAGAGCACAGGUGUUUUACCUUGCCAGUAAGUGGCAUGCCACUUUAAUAGUAUUUCAUAAUGCCACUCGUAUCCUUUUACACAGUGAAAUUGUAACUGGUGCCAGUGUUCUCUCUUUUCUGGUGUGACUUUUGUUUUCCAUUGCACUUUGUAGAACUGAGCACUGUCUUCUUUGAAAGAUGUGUUUUCCUGAAUGUCAGACUGAAUUUUUGGAUGUGCCAAGCGUAUUAGAAAUAAGUAACAAAUAAAAAGGGAAAUGUCUAAUGGAUUGGGUUGGAGGGAAAUUAAAGGCCAAUGCAGUUGCUGGGAAUUGGAAAUGGAAAUAUUAAAGGUUCCAACAUUCCUUUGGAAAACAAUCCUUACAUUUCACCCAUCUGACUCGCUCGUUUAAUGUUCUUGUAUAACCAGUAUUUCUGAAAAAAAGUUAAAACUAAUCUUGUCUUAAAAGAAGACUGAUGUUUGUCUGUUACAGUAUUUUGAUAAUCAAUAAAGGUAUCUAAGUAUUUUUGUCAAGUCAAACAUGCACCUUGUAUAUCAUUUCUCUCUUUGUUACACCAUAUUUGGUAUUGUCUGCCAUUUUAAACAUGCAAUUUAAACAUGUCAAAUUCAUUUUCUCCAUCCUCAAUAACCUUUAUAUUCUAUUCUAACCAGGUGCACCCUGUGGUGGAAAUACUACAUCCGUAUAAUUUCUAUGUUUCAGGAAAAUAUAUAUGUUCUGCUAAAAUUAUUUAGGAGAGAUUUCUAAACCCUGUGAACCUGAGCGCACCAUCCAUGAGUUAAUAACUUGAUUUGAUUAUCGUUGAACCUUAAUGGGAAAUUCUGGAAUGCAGACUGUAAAUGUUUCAAAAUUCCACCACAAGUUACUAAGGAUUUGUGUGGUACAAUACCAGCAUUUAAAACGGCCCUGGAUGCAACUGGUGUUUAAACUCCUUAUUAGCUCCUUAAAUUUUAUAUAUUACUAUUAUUUUGUGCAUUCUGUGUGUUUGCCUAUAUCAUUCCACUACAAAGCAUCACAUAUAUUUACUUACACCUUGACCAAAUAUAGAGUGCCCAAUCAGAUACACUUUGGUACUUUGAGAACCCAUAGAUAAAGAUUAUGCAAGGCUUUAUAGACAGCAAUCAAAGCUCAGGAUUGAAGGCACCAACAAUACAAUGGAAUAGCAGGUAUUCGUCUAUGUAGUUAAGUAACCAACAGUCAUGCCCAUCUGACGCACAUACCACAAAACUUUAUGGAACUACAAACACUUCCUGCUGAGAAAGUUGUGCCUUUCCCUUUAUUUUAAUAUGUCUAAUUAUUUAAGGCCAUGUGCCAACUUUAAUCAAACCAGAAAAUGUAAGUAACCACGUUAAGUAGUUAUUGUCUGUUAAUGGGCUUAACAUGAGAUGAUGUACGUUCAGCUAUCCUCAUCCUCAGAGUCUUAUCUAUUGUAGCUGGCAAUAUUCCUUCUGGAAUCUGUUCCCUUUAACCCUUACAUAUGCUGUUAGUCUGGAUAUGUGUGUCUUUGUGCACAAACCCACAGUAAUUUUAUUUAAAACAAAGCAUUUCAUGCCAUCUGAAUGAUUGUGUAAAUAAUAAAUUGUACAUAUAUUACAGUGCAAUUAAGUUACAUUUAAUUUUAGCCAUUUAGCAUUUAUUUCAAUUUGAUUAGGUUAACCACUAAUCUUACUGGUAAACAUGCUGUAGUUUGAGAACCACUGCCAUAGUGUAUUAUUAACUGAGGUGUGUCUGCAGCAGAGGAUGUGCUUACCUAGGAUUUGGCCAUUAUAAUCAAGGGGAAGUUAAAUAUAACUUUAAAAUAAACUUUCAUUUACUGUGGUGUUGAUUUACCCUGUUUUAUUUUCCACUGACUUGCCAACGUCUAUCAGUUGUAAUAAAAUGGUUUUGGUGAA